Molecule: messenger RNA, 3523 nt
Organism: Lycium barbarum (goji berry)
Lineage: Eukaryota; Viridiplantae; Streptophyta; Magnoliopsida; Solanales; Solanaceae
Product: protein NRT1/ PTR FAMILY 1.2-like
Exons: 4
Coding region: 1250-2986 (578 amino acids)
Biological process (GO): transmembrane transport
Cellular component (GO): plasma membrane
Molecular function (GO): transmembrane transporter activity
Source: RefSeq, a predicted model, not a curated record
AACCCUUUUUCUUUUCUCUUUCUUACUCUCUUCUUCUUUCUCAUGCCCAACUCUUCCAUGUCCACCAUCUCUGAUCCCUCACCCCCAGCUCCUCCAUGUCAUUCUCUUUUUUAUUUUUUUGUUUUUUUGAAAAUAGUUUGAUGAGUUUUUUUGUUUCUUUGAAACGGAAGAAUGUGAUUUGCCGUCCUCGUCAUCAACGGCAAUCCCAUAAGGAACGGCCAAUUUUGCAGAGCUAGAAGAAUAUUAGCCUUAAUUGCUAAUUUACUUAAUGGUUGCAAAAGUUCAAGCUAAUAUAUUCAUAUCUUCCACCUGGAUUUGAUUUAUUUCCGUAAGGUUUUUCAAUUCAGAAAAUGGAAUUGAAAAAUUGUACGGCUAGCUCUUCGAUUGAGAUUUAAUUAUGGACCACUAUUGAUAUAAAUCACAUUAAUCUGCAAUUUUUGACCAACUAGUUAUGAUACCUUUUUCUGUGUAUGGUGAAAAGGAGAGAAGCAAUAUUAUGUUUUGAUUUCAAUAGAGAAGCAAAUCUGUGUUAACAACAUCACCAUGUGAAGUUCCAAAACAUAAUUAUUUGGGAAAAGAAGUAGUGCCAAUUUUUUCUUUUUCUCUUCUUUGCUUCACACAGUUCACUGUCCAAUUUAACUUAAAGAAAAACACCCUUCAAACAAUUUAUUCACCUUCAUUUACACAUAAAAAGAAAAAGAAAAAAAGGAGAAUGACACGGAGGAGCUGGGGUGAGGGAUCGGAGAUAGUGGACAUGGAAGAGUUGCGCAUGGAGAAAGAAGAAGAGAGUAAGAAAGAGAAAAGAAAAGGGUUGGGUGACAAAAUUAUAUCCGUGUCGGAUUGGGUUAAGUUGGUGAGUGAAAAAUGGGUUGGGUGUCGGAUUGGGUUAAGUUGGUGGGUGAAAAAUGAGUUGGGCAUAUAUGAUGACGCCACUUGACAGACCGUUUAACAUAAGGGUAUAAUUGGCCCUAUCGUAUAACGGUAAGGUUAUAAUUGACCUUAUAGUAUAACGAGCCCUGUAGUAUAACGAAGGGUUUAUUUCCCAAAGUUCAGGGUAAUUUUGGCACUUUUCCGUUCUUAAAAUCUGAACUGUGUCAAUAUAAAUGGGAAGAGAAGGAGUAUUAAAUUAGCAUACGCUUUGUUGCUGUCGCAGAGUAACUGUCCCUACUCACUAAGUGGAGUUUGUGUUUGCUGCUACAAACUUGAAAGAGAGAGUUUUUUUUUUUUUUUUCUAGAGUGAUACGUACACAUGGAGAAUUCAUCAAGUGAAAAAGGCGAAAUGAUGGAAGAGCCUUUGUUAGAUGCUUCUGAAACUCAGAAGGGUGGCUUCAGAACCAUGCCUUUCAUCCUUGGAAGUGUGGCUUUGAUGUUUGCGGCGUUGUCUGCUCUAACUCCAAAUAUGAUCCUGUAUUUGAUGAAUGAAUAUCACAUGGAUAUGACUACUGGAUCAAAUAUUCUCUACAUCUGGUCAGCAGUUACCAACAUCGUUCCAGUUGUUGGGGCCUUUAUGGCGGAUUCUUUUGUAGGUCGGUUCCAGAUGAUAGGGUUGGGAUCUGUUGUCACUCUUGUGGGGAUGUUUCUGUUUUGGCUGACAUCAGUGAUUCCGCAAGCAAGGCCCCCACCCUGUGUUGAUUCUAACAACAUUUGCAGAUCAGCAGAGAUGUUCCAACUCUUCUUCCUGUGUUUCUCUUUGGGGAUCAUUGCCAUUGGAGAUGGUGCAAUCAAAUCCUCAUCUUUAGCAUUUGGUUCGGAUCAGUUGAAACGGGAAGUAUAUCAAGGAAAUGCGUGUGCAAUGGAGAGCUACUUCAGCUGGUACUAUGCUAUGUGCAGUUUGUCUGUCCUGGUUGCUCUCACGUGUCUUGUUUAUAUCCAAGUCAACAUGGGGUGGGCUUUAGGUUUUGGAGCCCUCGUUUUGCUAAUGUUGUUUUCAACUCUUGUAAUUUAUUUGGGUACUCCAUUCUACGUGAAGUUGAAGCCUAAAUCGAGUUUAAUCACUGGCCUUCUUCAAGUGAUUGUAACCUCUUAUAGAAAGAGAGGUCUCAAAUUGUCGUCACUGAGUGCAGAUAUACUAUAUUAUCAGAAAAAAGGGUCAGCCAUAGUUCUUCCAAGUGAAAAACUAAGGUUUCUGAAUAAAGCUUGCAUUGUACAAGAUUCUCAGCUAGAUUUGAGCCCAGAUGGAGAAGCCAUAGAUCCUUGGCGCCUUUGCACUGUAGAUCAAGUAGAAGAGCUGAAAGCAUUAAUCAAAGUUGUUCAAAUCUGGUUGACGGGAGUUGUAAUGUCCAUAAAUAUAAGCCAGAACUCUUUCCCAGUUCUUCAAGCGACUACCAUGGAUCGACAUAUUGGUUCCAGCUUUGAAAUCCCAGCUGGCUCCUUUGGCAUCUUUGGUGUCAUCUCUGCUAUACUUUGGAUUCUCCUCUACGAUUCUUUGAUUCUUCCCAUAGCAUCAAAAUUGACUGGAAAACCUGCUCAUUUCAGCACAAAAGAGAGAAUGGGGUUUGGUUUAUUUCUUUCUUUCUUGUCAGUCUUAGUGGUGGCAGCUGUAGAAUGUGUCCGGAGAAGUAUCGCAAUCAAGGAGGGCUACUCAGAUGAUCCACAAGGCGUGAUCCCUAUGUCAGCAAUGUGGCUACUUCCCCAGAAUUCCCUUGCUGGCUUUGCAGGGGCCCUGCACGCCAUUGGCCAAAACGAAUUUUAUAUUUCAGAAUUUCCUAGAAGCAUGUCAAGUGUAGCUUCUGCUCUAUUAGGAGUUGGUACGGGAGUGGGAAGCUUACUAGCUAGCUUUUUAAUGAGUACCAUCGACGACUUGACUAAAAGAGGAGGGCACGAGAGUUGGAUAUCAAGCAAUAUAAACAAGGGCCAUUAUGACUACUAUUAUUUGGUUCUUGCAGGAUUUAGUCUGGUUAACAUACUGUGUUAUAUUGUUUGUAGUAGAGCUUAUGGUCCCUGCAAAGGAGAGGAAAGAGAGGUUAUGGAAGAAGAGAAGCCAUGAAAUUGUACAAGAAUUUAUAGUUUCUUACUUGGUGUAUGAGAAGUGUGGGAAAGUAUUGUAGUGUGCUCGAAGAAAGUGAGGAUGGUGUAGUGAAAAGAGAAUUUAGAAAACAGAAAAAAUUAAAGUCUCCAACUUAUUUGCUACAAAAGAGAAUAUUAUUUUAUUGAAGGAAGGUGUUCUUAUUGGUGGAGUUUUGGACUAAGUCACUCAACAACUAGUCUAGAGUUGUUUGGGUCAUACUAUAUUGUGGGGUUGUGGUAUUCUAGAGGGGAUAGGCAAGUAUCAUGUCAUUCUAUAGAAUAGCUUAGUAGUAUGUAUACUUCUUUUGGGCAUGGCUGAUGCUAAUGUAUGUAUAAUGUAUCAAAUGAAGUUGUAGUCACUAAGCUUUGUGCUAGGAAGAUAGUUUUCGCAUGGGGUACUAUAGCCUUAUAUACUUGAGCAAAAAUUGUACAAUUCUUUUGGGUACAUAUAUAUACCUUUUGAGUAGCUACAUGUUGGUACAGCCAAAAUUAUCUUAUCAGGGAAGAUUAAAUUGAA